AGAGUAUUUCUGUAUGUCUCUAUCCUUGCAAGGUUAGGUUGACGACGUACAAGUUGGAGAGCCUGCCGGCAUAUUUUGCGAAAAAUCUCUGUGAUUAAUUUUGUUUAUGGUGUUGCAUCGGCGACCUGUUUCAGCCGAAUUGUACUUGGAUCUUAGUUGAGAAUGGGAAAGGCCAAGAAAGGCAAGAAUUUGGGCAAAGAAGAUGAUAUCAGUGACGGUGAAGUUGAAAUGAAGACUUCUGAUGAAAAGCCAGUGACUAAGAAAGCGUCCAAGAAGGCUCAGGUUGAGGACUCUGACAAUGAAGACCAGCCUGAAGUGAAAGUAAAGGAUAAGAAGAAGAAAGGAAAGAAAGGACCUGUGUCUGACGAAGAGGUUAGCGAUGAUGAACCAAAACCAACUAAGAAGAAGGUAUCAAAGAAGAAAUCAAAAGCAACAGACAGUGAAAGUGAGAACGACAGUGAUGACGUUCCCUCAAAAUCAAAAUCUAAGAAGUCGAAAAAGCUAAAGGAUGAAAGUGACAGCGAAGAGGCAGACACAAAGAAGAGCAAAAAGGGCAAGAAAGGGAAAGCUGCAAAUUCCAGUGACGAAGAUGUCGGCCCAGUCAAAUCUAGCUUUGCGCUUCUUUCUGUUGAGGACGGGGAUUCCGAUGAAGAGGCUGCCCCUCAACCUCCCUCUGACUCAGAACCAGAGGAAGUGAGUACCACAUCAAAGGCCAAGAAGGGUGGCAAAGACGCCAAGCAAGGCAAAAAGAAGAAAAAGAAGAAGGACGAAGAUGAUGAGGAUCUAGAUGCCAUGCUUGCAGACCUCGCCCUAGAAUACGCAGGCGGCAAGAAGGAGGAGACGAAUGUAGUCGAGGAAAGCGCGGGCAAGAAGAAGAAAAAGAAAGGUGCAAAGGGAGGAGAGGAUACAGUUGCAGAUGGCGAUGAUGCAGAAGCUUCGAGGGACCAACAGGAGGGCAACGAUGAAGAUGAAGCGGCUGAGGAAGGUGGAAUGAAGACCGCUGCUCAGAAGAAAAAGGAAAAGAAGGAACGGCAAAAGCAGAAAGAGAAGGAGGCAAAGGCUGCUAAAAGCAAAGGAAAGACUGACAAGAAAGAAGACGAAAAACCUGAAGUCGCAGAUGAAGAACAAGAGGAGACUAAAGCCGCUGAUAAAAAGAAGUCAAAAGGAAAGGAUGGUAAGGAAAAGGAUACUAAAGAAAAGGAUGGGGAUGAUAAAAAAGGAAAAAAGGGACCUGCCAAAAAGACCAUUGCUGCUAUGCAAGAGGCUUUGAAACUGCUGCGCGAAGAGGAAGAGAAAGCAGAAAGGGAGGAGGAAGAACGCAUAAAGCGGCUUGAAGCUGCAGAGGAAGCAAAGAAGGAAGCUGCAAAGUUGGAGCAAGAACGCAGAGAGAAAAAGAAAUUGAAAGAGAAAGAAAGGAAAGAGAGACUAAAGGCUGAAGGUAAACUUUUAACUCCUAAGGAAAAAGCUGCACGUGCAAGAGCUCAAGAGAUGCUUGAAGCACGUAAAGCUCAGGGUUUUGAUUUACCUAAUGUUGGUGAAAAGAAGUUUGUUCGACCGGGCACAAGAGCGCGGCCUUCAAAAGUGAAAUCCCAGACAAGUCAAGAAACAGAAGAUGCUACUCUUAAGGUUGAGGGUAGUGCAGAGACUGUUCAGGUGGAAAUUGUUGACAAAAAAGAUGACAAGCCAAAAGAGCCGGAAGACGAUGUUAAAGACUCCUGGGACGCUGAAUCCUCAGAGGAAGAAGAAGAAAUAACUGAUCCAAAGAAGGAGAGUGCGGAACCUGUUAAGGAAACCAAGGAUGAUGAUGAAUCUUCUGCUGAGGAAUCAUCUGAAGAAGACAGUGGAAGUGAAUCUGAAGAAGAAAGUAGUGACUCUUCUGAUGAAAGUGAAGAUGAUGGAAGGACUGAUGCUGAAAAGAAGAGGCAGAAAGCUUUAGCUAGAAUACAUAAACGCAGAGAAGAUGCAGAAAAGAACCGCACAAUUGAUGUAUUAAGAGCUGCUGUUGUUUGUGUUCUUGGACAUGUAGAUACUGGAAAAACGAAGAUCCUUGACAAGCUCAGGAGGACUAAUGUACAGGAUGGUGAAGCGGGGGGCAUCACUCAGCAGAUUGGAGCUACCAAUGUUCCUGUAGAAGCUAUUAGAGAGCAAGUCAGAAUAGUUAAAGGGUUUGAUGAAAAUGACUUACGAAUCCCUGGUCUUCUCAUCAUUGACACACCUGGCCAUGAGUCCUUCUCAAAUUUGAGAAAUCGUGGUUCAUCCCUCUGUGAUAUUGCCAUUCUUGUAGUUGAUAUUAUGCACGCCUUAGAACCUCAAACAAUAGAAUCAAUUAACCUACUGAAAACCAAGAAAACUCCUUUUGUAGUUGCUCUAAACAAGAUUGAUAGGUUAUACGACUGGCAAACUAUGGCUCGAAAGGAUGUACGUGAUAUUAUCAAGGCUCAGCAAGCCAAUACUCAGCUUGAGUUUGAGCAGCGAACUAAAGAAGUUAUUUUACAAUUUGCAGAACAGGGUCUCAAUGCUGCUCUUUUCUAUGAAAAUCCUGACCCCAGAAGUUACGUUUCUCUUGUACCUACUAGUGCUAUUACUGGUGAGGGUAUGGGCAAUCUUCUGUCUCUUAUUGUUGACAACUGUCAAAAUAUGCUUGCCAAGAGGCUUAUGUACUCAGAAGACUUGCAGGCCACUGUGUUGGAAGUAAAAGAAAUUCGAGGUUUAGGUACAACAAUUGAUUGUAUUCUGGUGAAUGGUAGAUUGAGAGAGGGUGACACAAUGAUAGUAGCAGGAACUGAGGGUCCCAUUGUUACUCAGAUCCGUUCCCUUCUGAUGCCACAGCCCAUGAAAGAAUUGCGAGUGAAGAAUCAAUAUGUGGAAUACAAAGAAAUUCAAGCCGCUCAGGGAGUUAAAAUUGCUGCCAAGGAGCUGGAAAAGGCUAUUGCGGGUUUGAAUCUGCAAGUUGCCCAGAAACCUGAUGAAGUUGAGAUUUUAAAGGAAGAAGUGGCCCGAGAUUUAAAAUCUGCUCUGAGUCAUGUGAAGUUGGCAGAACGUGGUGUUUAUGUUCAAGCUUCAACUCUUGGAUCUCUUGAAGCUCUUCUAGAAUUUUUGAGAACAUCCAAAAUUCCUUAUGCAAAUAUCCGCAUUGGUCCAGUUGUUAAAAGAGAUGUCAUGAAAGCGUCAACUAUGUUAGAGCAUGAGAGCCAGUAUGCAACCAUCUUGGCAUUUGAUGUCAAGGUUGAAAAAGAUGCACAGGAAAUGGCUGACAGCGUUGGAGUUAAAAUAUUCCAAGCUGACAUUAUUUAUCACUUGUUUGACAAAUUCACUGCAUACCGAGAAGAACUGAAGCAGCGGAAGCGAGAUGAAUUCAAGCACAUUGCAGUAUUCCCAUGCAAACUCCGUGUUUUGCCUCAGUUUGUGUUUAAUUCUCGUGAUCCAAUUGUGUGUGGAGUCAUGGUGGAAGCUGGUAUUGUCAGAGAGGGAACACCAAUUUGUGUGCCCAGUAAAGAUUUUGUGGAUGUUGGUAUAGUCACGAGUGUAGAAAUCAACCACAAGGCUGUUGAUAGUGCCCGGAAGGGUAUGGAGGUUUGUGUGAAAAUUGAACCUGUGCCUGGUGAAGCUCCUAAAAUGUUUGGAAGACACUUUGAUGAAACUGAUAUGCUUGUUAGCAAGAUAAGCAGGCAAUCAAUCGAUGCUUGUAAAGACUAUUUCCGUGAUGACCUCAAUAAGCAAGACUGGCAACUCAUGGUAGAGCUGAAGAAAGUAUUUGAAAUUCUCUAGUAAUUUCAAGGAUGCCGGCAUCCUUUUUAUCCUCUAUGGUAUUUCAUAGAAGCUGCCUGAAUGUAAAGUGUCCUCUGUUGAGGACUCUGGGAAACGCUAUAAACUAGAAUACAUCUGUUUUGUCAUAAGGUGUUUUAAUUUAUUUUUUCCCUUCCAAAUUAAUGUUUUUUUAAAAGGUGAUUGGUAGACAUCACAUUCUAUAUUGUUAAUCAUCAAACCAUUGUCACUGAUGCAUCUCAAGAUCUGAUAUUGUUUGACUUUAUCCUGCCAUUUGUUGUUAUGACACAGUUUAUUAGCUGUACAGUAUUUAUUAAACGAAUGAUUUUACUGGGUUGUAGUUUCUUAAGUGUUUUCAAGAGUAAAACUUCUACGAGCCUGUGUGGUAGAUAUAGGCUGGUUAAUGGAAUAGAUGUCUUCCGCAUUGCUCUUCAUUUCAUUUGGAUAAUAUUUAGCAGUAAUGUAAUGAUAGUGCUUUAUUUUUUGAGUGCAUUGGUGACAUUUAUUCUCAUACUCUCAUGAAGUUUUAAGCAACUUUGCAGAAGUGGCCACUGCACAUGAAUUGUGACACACCAUGAGUUCAACAUAUUCAUUUUAAAAUUAAAGGCAGUGUCAGUAAGAAUGGUAUGAUGUAUUCUCUAUCACGGAAAACAAUUUUUAUGUGUGGUACAACUUAGCCACUAUGGGUUUGCAUUGGAAUGGGGAAUGUUAUCAUCUUAAAGUUUUCUUAUGUUAAUUGAAACUGUUUGUUAAAUCUGUUUUUGAGACAGCCAUUGGUUGAAUUUGAAAAAAAUGUUGAUUAUGCAUAAUGUCUAUGAAUAGAAAUCUACAUUGCCCUGUGAAAUUUCUUCCCAAGUUGUUAGACUGGAGAGCACAUUGUUGUUGUUUCAUGAAUUAUAAUGAUUGUAAUUUUAAGUGCCUCAUAAUCAUUGUUAAAACUUCACAGGUAGCAUCAAAUUGUAUAUCCGUGUUCUAUCUUUUAUACUCAGAGUACUUAAAACUCCACACAUUUUUGUAUGUUAAUUUCAUCAUUUUCUUGUUGUCAAUCAAUAGCCAUAUGUACCAUGCAAAGAGAGAUUCAUGCUAGUUCAAAUAAAUUCAUCCUCAAUUUUUUUCUAUGGAAAUGAAA
Messenger RNA from Thrips palmi, 4894 nucleotides. RefSeq names its product eukaryotic translation initiation factor 5B (gene eIF5B). Gene Ontology annotation, molecular function: GTPase activity; GTP binding; translation initiation factor activity. The record is from RefSeq and is a predicted model, not a curated record. Bases 163 to 3768 code for a protein of 1201 amino acids. NCBI's taxonomy places the organism in Eukaryota, Metazoa, Arthropoda, Insecta, Thysanoptera, Thripidae. The transcript is spliced from 23 exons.